AUGUCUAAGGUCUCGCUUCAGCUGAUUCAGGUCAUUUGUGCCAUUUUCUGGUGCUUAUUCGCAGCAGGUAUCGUUUUUGGGUUUGCUGCGCUAAAACCUGUUCUGAUUGCACAGGGAGUGUAUUCAGAGCUUUGUUUGAGCUCCAACUCAACCGUCGCAUCUUUGGAAAAUGUCUUGACACCAUUAUCGCUCGAAAAAGCCUCCCUCAAGCCCUGCACAGCUCAGGAUUUGAAACUUAACAUGAUGUUCACUUUGGGAGCGGGAACUACGAAUGUUGUUGCACUCCUAGUGGGUUAUGUGUUGGACGUGAAAGGACCACGGGUGUGUGGAUUUGUAGGCUCUGCUGCUUUGGCUCUUGGAGCCCUGAGUUUCGUCUGGAGCUCGAAACUGAGCUCAUUUUUGGACCCCUACGUCACAGGCUACAUCUUGCUUGCCAUUGGUGGACCCUUCGUGUUCAUUUCCACCUUCCAGCUAGCCAAUAGCUUUCCCAGUAAGUCCGGAACCAUUCUGGCGCUUUUAACUGGCGCGUUUGACUCCUCAUCUGCACUUUUUCUGAUUUACCGGGUUGUAUAUCAAAAAUGGUUUCCUGACUUGACAAUCAAGAAAUUCUUUACAGGUUAUCUGAUUGUUCCAAUAUUUAUCCUUGUUUGCCAAUUUUUCAUCAUGCCAAGUGAGUCCUACAAGACCCUUGGAGCGAUCGAGAAAUUGGAAGUAGAGGGUCUAAACAUGGAUGGAUCUCUUCCUGAAGGAGAAGAUGGGUCUCGUAUCAUCCCUGAUGCAACAGAAAGACAGUCUCUGGUUUCGAAUCAUUCCUCAGGUAUCCACCCGGUGCUAUCCUCCAACUCUCGCCGCAGAUCGGUAUGGGAGAAUUACGUUGAGGCGAAACUCGAGAAGAAAACCAGUGGAAUAUUUGGAGCAAUGCAUGGCCAUUCAGCGUACGAGCAAAUCAAGAGCCCCUGGUUUGGAUUGAUGCUGGUGCUUGUAAUUAUAUGCAUGUUAAGAAUCAACUAUUUUGUCGCGACAGUACGUUCUCAGGAGGAGUUUUUACUUGGAGAUGCAGAAUUGGCAUUAAAAUUCAAUGCGAUUUUUGACAUUGCACUCCCCGUUGGUGGAAUCAUCUCGAUACCAUUCAUUGGACUUGUUUUGGACAACUGUUCUAUUAUUACAGCCAUCAUUUCUGUUUCGGCCAUCUCUAUGAUUAUUGGCAUCCUUGGUUUGUUUCCUUCGUUCAUCCUAAACUUAAUAGGUGUUUUGAUGCUUGUGGCUUACAGACCUUUCUACUACACCGUGGUAUCUGACUACAGUGCCAAAGUUUUCGGUUUCGAGACGUUCGGUACUGUUUACGGUUUGCUCAUGUGUUUGUCGGGUAUCUUCAACAUGAGCCAGAGCUAUCUGGAUAAGCUAACACACACGACGUUCAACAUGAACCCAUUCCCAGUGAACUUGACUUUGGUGAUUCUAACGGCGCUGUCUGCGACGACACUGAUUUCAUUUUUAGUUAAAGAGGGCCAAAAUCGUGACAAAAAGAUCCGUAUUUUCGAACAGAUAUCCACUACCGCAGAAUCAACCCCAGGAAACUCUACUGAUACAGAAGGUGUUUAUGGUAGCCUCUGA
Molecule: messenger RNA, 1614 nt
Organism: Lachancea lanzarotensis
Lineage: Eukaryota; Fungi; Ascomycota; Saccharomycetes; Saccharomycetales; Saccharomycetaceae
Gene: FMP42
Product: LALA0S01e05248g1_1
Exons: 1
Coding region: 1-1614 (537 amino acids)
Cellular component (GO): fungal-type vacuole membrane
Source: RefSeq, a predicted model, not a curated record